AUGGAAAAAGACAACUGGUCGACCCACGUUCACAAGGUCGACCUCGACCCGGGAGCCCCAUCCCUGGCCCCUGGGAAAGCAGGAAGGAACAGAACCCAGGCUCCGCCCCCUCCGCCCACCCUGCGGUCGGAGCCGGCUCCCUCCCUCACGGGCCCUCGAUCACAGCGGAGGGGGCGGGAAGGCGGGUGGCGGGGGUGGUCACGGGUGCGCGACGGGGGUCUCCCCGCCCCGUACCCUGCUUUUCUUGGCUUUCCCCACUCCCGGGAGCCACCGGAGGCACGGUCCGGGCCGAAAGGAAAGAAGCGGGGAAGCCAGGGGCCCGGGGAUCAUGGGAACCGAGUUGUCUGGUUCCCUCGGCCCAUUCACGGACUACGGCCCCGGGGAGCCCCGGGAAGCGGCGCAGCUACCCCCCCCCCGCGGCCCGUGGGGGCGCCCACGCCCCGCCUCCGGCCCCCCAGUCGUGAUCAGCGCCCACGAACAGGCUCUGGCAGUCGCUGGCAGUCACCAAGACCAACAGAGACCCCGGUCCGAGACCCGGGAGCAGGGACGCGGGCCCUGGCCGCGCCCCGGCAACGGGCAGCCCUCACCUGGCAACAGGGCGACCCCAGCCCCGUCCCUGAAGCGGUCACACCCCAAAACCAGACGCCGGCCGCACCGGGACACGCCGAGCCCCAGGGCCCGGUCUCCCUGGCACCUACUGGGCCCCUGGCAAUGCCCUGCACCCGUCCCCACCCUCCCCUAGCGACGGACCGCCCCUAG
Molecule: messenger RNA, 759 nt
Organism: Alexandromys fortis (reed vole)
Lineage: Eukaryota; Metazoa; Chordata; Mammalia; Rodentia; Cricetidae
Product: basic proline-rich protein-like
Exons: 3
Coding region: 1-759 (252 amino acids)
Source: RefSeq, a predicted model, not a curated record